CACGAACAUUUCACCAUACCACACCUUUUAAUCUGCUUUCUCCAAAGCUUUCAAGCGUAUAAGAGAGAGAGAAACAUAGGGGACAGGUCUAAUCCACUUCGCCAGAACAUAGUUUCUUGCUCUUCACUCUUUUUGAAGCAACUUCAAGUGAUAAGACUUUGCUUAUAACCUAUAAGCGAAAGAGUUAGAGGUUUUUGUUUUUCUGGUAUUGCUGUUUGAGAGAGUCAAAAAGCAGCAAAGCAUGUUGCCAAAGUUCGAUCCAACAAACCCAAAGGCUUGCCUUUCUCUUCUUGAGGAUGUGACAACCAACGUAAAGCAGAUUCAAGAUUCCGUGUUGGAAGCAAUACUUUCAAGUAAUGCUCAAACCGAGUACAUUAGUGGUUUCCUCAACGGUCAGCUCGAUAAGCAAAGCUUCAAGAAGAACCUACCCAUUGUGACCUACGAAGACUACCGGUCUUAUAUCGAUCGCAUCGCUAAUGGAGAGCCCUUUAGUCUCAUCUGCGCUCGACCCAUCAGUCUUUUCUUGGCCAGCACAGGUACUUCAGGGGGAGUUCCAAAGUUGAUUCCUUUGACAGCAGAGGACAUGGAACAGAGGAUAAUGUUUGCAUCUCUCUAUGCACCUCUAGUUUUCAAGGAUCGAGUACAGAUAAGCCCGCAUGCGAUUUCAACUUGUGAAGACACAGCUCAGGGGAUGUACUGCCAACUGCUUUGUGGGCUUCUACAACGAGAACACGUAGCUCGAGUCGGUGCACCUUUUGCUUCUUCUUUCCUCAAAGUAAUCAAUUUCUUGGAAGAUCACUGGAGUGAGCUGUGCUCCAACAUAAGGACUGGUCGUGUCAGUGACUGGAUCACAGAGGAUCAAUGUGUUUCAGGGGUCAGUAAGUUCCUCAGCGCUCCAAAUCCAGAACUAGCGAGCCUGAUAGAGCAAGAAUGCAGUAAAACAUCAUGGGAGGCAAUAGUGAGGAGAAUAUGGCCAAAUGCAAAAUGCAUUGAAGCCGUUAUUACCGGUUCCAUGGCGCAGUACAUACCGUUGCUGGAGUUCUAUGGCGGAGGUCUUCCUUUGGUUUCAUCGUCUUACGGUAGCUCAGAGUGUUUCAUCGGUAUCAAUGUCAAUCCUAUGAGCAAGCCUUGUGAUGUUUCCUACACCAUCAUUCCAAAUAUGGGCUACUUCGAGUUCUUAGAGGUCGAGAAAAACCAUGUAGAAGCUGGUCGUGAUAUAGCAAAGAACCCUGCGGUCGUCGAUCUUGUCGAUGUAAAAAUCGGUCAUGAUUAUGAACUCAUUAUCACAACUUUUUCUGGUUUGUAUAGGUACCGUUUGGGGGAUGUUUUACGAGUGACUGGUUUCUACAACAAUGCGCCACAGUUUUAUUUCGUGGGAAGACAGAAAGUUGUUCUGAGCAUCGACGUGGACAAGACCUACGAAGAAGACCUCCUCAAGGCAGUGACAAACGCGACCCUGUUGCUCGAGCCACAUGACCUGAUGCUCAUGGAUUUCACUAGCCGCGUGGAUACCUCCACGUCCCCAGGACACUACGUGCUCUAUUGGGAACUCGGGAGAAAGUUCAAGGACGGUAAGCUCGAGCCUGACCCGGAAGUUAUGGAGGAAUGCUGCUUCACCGUCGAGGAGUCUCUAGACUCUGUGUACAGAAAAUUACGAAAGUAUGAUAAGAACAUUGGUCCACUUGAGAUUAAGGUUGUUAGGCGUGGCGCUUUCGACCAGCUCAUGAACUUCUUCUUGUCUCGAGGCUCUUCCCUGAGUCAGUACAAGACGCCGAGGUCCGUGAUGAAUGAAGAAGCCUUGAAGAUGUUGGAGGCGACGGUUGUUUCCAAGUUUCUUAGCCAGAAAUCUCCGUCGUGGGAGCCACGUGAGAUGCACUCUGGCCGAUGAAACCGUAGUCACAUAAUGUGUGAGACUUGAGGUAGAGAUGAGCGGAAAGAAUAAUUAUAGAUAAACAAAAACCCGUAAUAAAUAAUAUAUGACAAAAUUACAUAAUCGAAUUAAUAUACAAGUCCAUAAAAAUAUUCGAGUAAGUUCAAUAAAUAUUUUCUGUUCCUAUACAGAUGGGAGACCUGCUCUUAUAAAGGAUGUGCUGAACUAGACCAGCUUCUUCUACUGUAAACUUGGUUAGAUUGAUUACUUGAUUCAUGGUUCGAUUAUGGGCUUAUUAUGGGCUUUUCCAAUUUAAGCGUUAUGGUUAUGUGAAAUAUACUGGGUUGGGCUCUGUAAUUUUUACCCAUCUCAUGCGAAGCCAUUUCCUUUAAAUUUAUUCCGCCAAUUAUAUGGUGGAGUUUAGCAAAGCCUGCUCCAAUCAUAUGGCGUAUAUUAGUAAAUGACAAA
This is a messenger RNA of Thlaspi arvense, 2338 nucleotides long. The record is from the annotation of a GenBank genome assembly. NCBI's taxonomy places the organism in Eukaryota, Viridiplantae, Streptophyta, Magnoliopsida, Brassicales, Brassicaceae.